AUGGAGAAUCCUCAGUCGUGGGCGGGCUGGGCAGUCUUUGUGAGGCUCAAGAACCCGCCAAUCAGCCUGACAGGAAAGAUCGAACGGCUCGUCCCCGGCGAAAACGUCACCUUGGUCAACGUGUGGAUCGAAAACAAGGAAUGGCGCGGGCGGAUCGUGAUCGCUUCUAGUGAUAUCGCGGAUCUUCAGAUCCAGGAGGAAUCCGAGCCCCAGCAGUCGUACCAGCAGCCCACCCCGCCAGCAGCGCCUCUUGCGCAGGUGCAACAGCAUACGGCAACUUCUGGAUAUCAGAGCAUGGGCUCGCCUACUACGCCCACCGCGCCAACCCAAUACGCUUCCAUGUAUCAGGGCCAUAACCACCAGCAGCAGCAGCAGCAACAGCAGCAGAGCGCACCUUUUGCUCCCGCAUUGCAAGGACUAUUUCAAGCAGCCGCGCAAGAACAGGCACCCGCAGCGCCUCAGCCCUCCAAGCCGGCGUUUGUCGACCCUGCGAUCCUCUCGAUGGGAAAGCCGCCAGUCAGAGCUUCGCCAGGAGCUACGAGCCAGGCGCCUCUGGUCAACGCCUCCCCUCAAUCAAUCCAACCUUUAUCGGCAAUGUCCAAUCGCCCGCUCUCGAACAACAAGGCGCAGCGUUCGCCGAUCCCGAAAGUCACAUUUGGGGAGACAUCCAGGGAGCAGACGCCUAAGGGAACCCUUGUGGAAUCUAUGGAAAGUCUGAACGUGCGAGCUGAGCUGGCUGAUACUGAUGCCGGCGCGGCUGAGGAAGAAGCCGCAGCCGAACUGCAGGAAAACCAAGCUGGCGCAUCCAAGAAGAACCGCAAGCGAAAUCGAAAGAAGAAUGCCCAAGAAGGUGCCGUGGAGGACGCAACUCCAUCCAAGGGCGCGCGUCAGGGAAAGAAGGGCAAGGGCUGGCGAGAGACUCCGAUGUUGGAAGACACAGCCUCUUUCCAACCUUACAAAGCUUUGCGCCGGAAUCAGGGCAACGUCAACGACAAUGGAUGGGCUUCUGAAGACGUUACGGACGUACAAGAAAUGCCUGAAUUCGAUUUUGAGGGAAGCUUGAAAAAGUUCGACAAGCGCACUUUAUUUUCUGAAAUGCGCGAGAAGGACCAGAUUGAGGAUGCUGCACGUCUAGUAUCCCAUAAUAGGCGGCCAAAGCCGGGCACAGCUGGAGGCAAGAACUUGCAUCCCACCGAGAAUGUGUUGGACAUGCCCUCUCCAGCUUCGAAGCCAGACAAAGCCCCACCAGAUGAUUUCUGGAAGAGCGAGGCCGAUGACGGUAUGCGCAAUGGCAGCGAGCGACUCAGCGGGAGAGAACUUGGAAGCAGGCAGGGCUCCCGCAAAGGCGAAGGCAAGAACUCCGGCCGGAGGUCGCAAUCUAGAAAGGCCAGUGCUACCACCGUGGGUCAGGCGCCAAGCCGGGUGAACUCUGGCGUAAGUGUUCGCGAUGCUGCCAAAGGCAGGCGCAAGGCCAAAAAUGCUGAUCCACAACAGCUGCCGACAGCAGCGUCUUCUGCCGGCUUCUAUGCUGCUCAGAGCGACCGCCGGGUUGAGGUCCUGUCUCCGCUGCAGAUGCUCAAUCUCGAGAACAUAGCACAAAACGAUCUGGGCCUGACGGAGGACAUGAUGACAGAGAACGCCGGCCGUGGAAUUGCUGAAGUCGGUCUCCACACCCUGACGGACCCAGCUCUCAAGGUACGGCUCGCGGCUGCGGACAGCGAUCCGGCCUCAGUCUCACCGACCGUUGUCAUCCUAGCGGGCAACAACAAAUCUGGCUACCGCUCAAUAGCUGCAGGCCGUCAUCUACGAUGCAAAGGAAUUAAUGUUAUCCUGUGCGUGGUCGGCAUAGAAAGAGGAGAGCGGGACCUAUCGGUGGACAUGACCAGACAACUUCGGCUAUUCAAGAACUUCGGUGGCAAGGUGUGCAGCAAGAGCGAACUCUUCGAGCAUGUGAGACAAGCAUCGAUACCUGUCAUCUCGAUGGACGCUCCAAGGAGUGUACGCCCGCAAGCACCGCCUAUGGCGGUAACCCUGAUCAUCGAUGCGCUGCUCGGCCACGUGACGCCAUUUGAGGAUCUGCGCGCGUCGGAACAAGCCACAGUCUACGAGCUCAUCGAGUGGACUAACCGGAACGAGGCAUUCGUUCUCGCCGUCGAUGUCCCGACCGGAAUCGACCACACUACCGGCGAGCCCACGGUGCAAGACGGCCACAGCCUGUACAUUCGGCCGCGGUAUGUCGUCUCCGUCGGCGCGCCGAAGAAGGGUCUCCUGGAGGCGAUAUCGUACGGGGACGCCGAUGAUAACGAGACCGUCACGGGCCACGUGACGGACGACUCUGUUCUCGACUGGAGCUUGUUCCUGGUCGACAUCGGCCUUGGGGCUGCCGUGUGGAAGAGGGCGGGGACCAAGAUUCGCCGCGGGAUCGACUUUGGCAACAAAUGGGCCCUGCAGAUCAAGUAUCGAUCAACGGAGCUGGACCAGGCUGAGGAGUAA
Diaporthe amygdali is the source of this 2493-nucleotide messenger RNA. RefSeq lists its product as uncharacterized. The coding region runs from base 1 to 2493 and encodes 830 amino acids. Lineage: Eukaryota; Fungi; Ascomycota; Sordariomycetes; Diaporthales; Diaporthaceae. Gene Ontology annotation, molecular function: mRNA binding. The record is from RefSeq and is a predicted model, not a curated record. Gene Ontology annotation, biological process: P-body assembly; deadenylation-independent decapping of nuclear-transcribed mRNA. Gene Ontology annotation, cellular component: P-body. The transcript has a single exon.